Molecule: messenger RNA, 2237 nt
Organism: Geodia barretti
Lineage: Eukaryota; Metazoa; Porifera; Demospongiae; Tetractinellida; Geodiidae
Source: the annotation of a GenBank genome assembly
CCAGGGCUGAGGCCCUUCGUUCUCUCCGACGUCCAGCUCACUGGAACCAGAAUCGGCAGCGGAGCCUACGGCAAAGUGGAGGAGGUGGUCGUUCCUGUGGGCGCCGCCGCCAAAACAAUCUACCCCAUCUUGCAAGAAGGGGAUGCAACGACCGCCGGACUGCCUAAGGCGACCCAGUUCGUGAGGAAAUGCCAGCUUAUGAGCACCCUCCGCCACCCGAACAUCGUCCAGUUUCUGGGCGUCGCUUUCUUUCCCGGCUCGCGACUGCCAGCCCUCGUCAUGGAGCGACUGCUGACAAGUCUUCACGAUUUGCUGGCUCCGGACCCGCCCCCUCCGUCCGGCGCCGUCACACCGCUAUCUUUAUUCUCCAUGGCUCUCAAGUGCUCCGUACUACACAACGUAGCCUGUGGCCUAGCCUACCUCCACGAGCGAUCAUCGCCCGUCAUCCACCGCGACUUGUCGGCCAGAAACGUUCUCCUGGACUCGGAGAUAGUGGCCAAGAUAGCGGACCUGGGCGUGGCUCGUAUCGUUCCUCAUGUCAGAGCUGCAGCUACCAUGACAAAGGGGCCUGGGGCCUCAGUCUACAUGCCUCCAGAGGCUUUUGCACCAUCUCGAUCUAAUAUAGAAAAGUCAAAAUACGAUGCCAGCAUCGAUGUAUUCUCGCUUGGAGUUGUCACCAUUUUCGCAAUCGGUGAAGUCUUCCCCUGUGAUCCUCUAGAGCACAACUACUUUGACGAAAAGAGUGGAGUGCUGUUAGGUCGCACUGAACUACAGCGACGCAGCCAUUACAUGCGAAACGUAAACGAGCAACUCCGUGCCUGUGGCCAGCUCCGUGGGGACCACCCUCUCAUUCGGCUGAUCCAGCAAUGCCUGCACAAUCUCCCAUCCAAGAGGCCAGGUAUUGGUGAGGUGCUUCGUCUGUUGGACGAGGCCAGAGCUGGUGUUAGAGAUGAAGGGAGUGAGAGGAACAAACGUGAACUGGUACGAGCUCUUCAGACCCAGCCCAGGAACCAGAAUUUGGAGCAUGUUUUCCGAGACCUGGUGACAGAGAAUGCUCAUCUCCAGUCCCGUGUGCAGACCAAAGACAGGGAGAUUGCUCGGAAGGAUGAGGAAAGUGAGAGAGAGAAGCAAGCGCUCAGACAAGAGCUGAAAAGAAAGGAAGUUGACUUGGCUGAAACUCGGCAACAGUUGAUACAAAAGGUUGUGUAUUGAAAAUAAAACUUGUGUUGAGCAUUUAGCAUGUUUUUAUAAAGUCAUGAUGCGUAAGGUAGUACAGUAUGGGAGAAUAUAUUUUAGUAUGCGGGUAUUGUAGGACCAGGAAACUGAGACGGAGAAGCAGACACUCAGACAAGAGCUGACAAGAAAGGAAGUUGACUUGGCUGAAACUCGGCAGCAGUUGAUACAAAAGGAGACAGAGAUGACGAGAAAUAAAGCAGAGCUGACGAGAAAGGAGGCAGAGGUGACGAGGGCAGAGGAGACUAUCAGGAGAGAGCAGCAGCAGAUUCAGGAGAUGAGACAGAGAGAGACUGAGUUAGUGCAGGCCAAGGACAGGGAGAUAGCUCUGCUUCAGCAGCAACUGGGGGGAAAGUCAGCGUCCUACACAUGUCAGGUCAGUGGACCUGGUCUAACAUCAGCCACAGUCAACCAACCAACACACGUCCUAGUCCAACUAACUGACUCUAGUGGUAGACCACACUCACUUCCACUGAAUGUCACCGCACAACUUGCUCUCGUUUCAAAAGCCACAAGAACUAAAACAAGGUGGCCCAAUGAAUCGCGUGUAUCGGUUGCCACGACAUCUCCCUCCCAAUACGAGGUGUCAUACACACCAGUCAGUCGAGGCCAAAACAAACUCCAUGUUCAAAUCAAUGACAGAGAAAUCAAUGGCAGCGCCUUCACUGUGACCGUGUACCCUGACCCCAGACAACUAGGCCACCCUGUGACUGUGACUGGAUUGGACUGUCCAUAUGGCAUUGCCUUCAAGAGUCACCAGGAGAUGAUUGUCAGUGAAUGUGGGGGUCAUAGAUUGUCUAUCUUUGACAUCAGAGAACAGAAAAUCCGAACAUUUGGAUCAUGUGGUGACAGUCCAAAUCAGAUGAUACGACCUGCAGGCAUAGCAACUGAUGAUACGGACAAUAUUUAUGUGAGCAGUAACCACAAGCUGCAGAAGUUCACUAGUAGGGGUGAACUGAUCAAAUGUAUUGGUCAGGAGGGCAGUAAGGAGGGGGAGGGAGAGG